UUACUUGCUUUUGUAACUAAAGUUUAGCGACAGCUGUAAGUUCUCUGCGACGGAACAUUGAAGCAAAGGUUAGUAACCGUUGGUAUAAUAAUUUUUCACACCCCAUUCGAUUGUUCGUUCGUUCGUUCGUAAAGGCAGGCAAACAGAGGAUGAAGAUCACAGCGUUACUCGUGCUGAAAUGCCACCCGAUUCCCGACGGGUCGGAUCCGGUUGUUUUAGCAAACGCAACGGACGUGAAUCAUUUUGGGUAUUUUCAGAGGGUCACUGUUCGUCAGUUUAUCGUUUUUGUUGGUAGAACCGUCGCUAAAAGAACGCCACCUGAUCAACGCCACACUGUUCAACACGAAGAGUACAAGGUGCAUUCGUACAACCGAAAUGGUUUAUGUGUUGUGGGUUUCAUGGAUGAUCAUUAUCCGGUUAGAAGUGCCUUCUCUGUGUUAAACCAGGUGAUAGACGAGUAUCAGAAGAAGCAUGGUGAUUCAUGGAAGAAUGUACAAGCGGAUAAAACUGAUCAAUGGCCGUAUCUUAAUGAUGCUUUAACCAGGUUUCAGGAUCCUGCUCAGGCUGACAAGCUGUUGAAGAUUCAGAGGGAGUUGGAUGAGACCAAAAUUAUCCUUCAUAAAACCAUUGAUAGCGUCCUUGAAAGAGGCGAAAAGCUGGAUAGUUUAGUCGAGAAGAGUUCAGAUCUAAGUGCAGCCUCACAGAUGUUCUACAAGCAAGCAAAGAAAUCCAAUCAAUGUUGUACCAUUUUAUAAAGACGGGUACUCGUUCAACCAUGGUUAUUCAAGAAAUCAAGUUUUAGGAGGUAAACCUUUCGUGGAUUUAUGCUUGCUCUAGAUAGACAACAAGGCAUUGCUCGUGUCGAUUCAUGUAUCUAAUCCAAUUUUAAACAUCAUGUCAUAAUGUUAAUACAUUGCUUUAAUGUUCAAGAUUUGUAACGAUAUAUCCUUCUCGUGA
This is a messenger RNA of Helianthus annuus (common sunflower), 957 nucleotides long. Its product is annotated as VAMP-like protein YKT61. Gene Ontology annotation, biological process: endoplasmic reticulum to Golgi vesicle-mediated transport. Lineage: Eukaryota; Viridiplantae; Streptophyta; Magnoliopsida; Asterales; Asteraceae. The coding region runs from base 150 to 755 and encodes 201 amino acids. The record is from RefSeq and is a predicted model, not a curated record. Gene Ontology annotation, molecular function: SNAP receptor activity. Gene Ontology annotation, cellular component: Golgi apparatus; membrane. The transcript has 7 exons.